Molecule: messenger RNA, 4524 nt
Organism: Scophthalmus maximus (turbot)
Lineage: Eukaryota; Metazoa; Chordata; Actinopteri; Pleuronectiformes; Scophthalmidae
Gene: ngef
Product: neuronal guanine nucleotide exchange factor
Exons: 15
Coding region: 335-2662 (775 amino acids)
Biological process (GO): activation of GTPase activity
Molecular function (GO): guanyl-nucleotide exchange factor activity; protein binding
Source: RefSeq, a predicted model, not a curated record
GAGUGAGCCAAACAGAGGAGGGACAAAGAGCAGAGAGGGAGAGAGUCAUAAAUACCAUAAUUACAGCUUAGGCAGAAAUAAACGACGCACUCUCCUGGUUCCACAGGCUGCCAGCGUCCCACUGACACCACUCUUUUCUCUGAGCUGCUGUUUGAACUCUAUUGUACUUGGACUUAUUUUUCAACAGGGUUUUUGUCCAUCAUUAUUUCGAGAUAUGGAUUUGCUCCUGGAUUCUGGCUAAUUAUGAGAGAUUUCUUUCUCCCAGUUUUCUCUAAGGCAAACCGGAUUUUAAACUUAUUUCACUCACCAAAAAAAGUAUUGGGAAUAAUUCGUCAUGUCUGUGACUGCCCUGUUCAGGGGCAAGUGGGGGCAGAAGACCCAGGAAACCCCAGAGAAGCAUCCAGCUGCUGCGCUUCAACCCAGUCAAGAGGAGAACGAUGACGAAGAUGACUCUAAAGUUGGUUUCAGUAGAGAGACUAUCCGCAGGAACUCACGCUUUUACCGGUCAAUGAGGAAAAAGAGGAUGGUGUCAUCUGAACAGCCAGACAGUUCUGCCAGGCCCGGUUCUGACCACAGUCCAUCCAACAGACCAGGAGUCUCCCACUCCAGUUCUCCUUUACCCCACAAAUCACCUCUGUUGCUCGGGGCUAGACGCCCUCCGCCGUCACCAAAGCUCCAAGAUUCCAGAACUGUGUUGCCAAGCAAUGGUGAGGCCAGCAGCAGACAUGCUCUAUACAACAAGGAUGCUGUGGACAAGAGAAGAGGAGGUGUGGGUGGAGGGAGUGUGGACACAUCGGCUUCCUCCAACAGCCAGCAAAGAGAUUUUACAGAUGACAGGAUCACUUACCGGACUCACCGCAUCCACAGUGGAGACAUAAGAAAGCUAUCUGAACAAACAGCUGCAGUUUGCACUGUACAGGAGGUCAGAGGGAAAGCCAUGAGCUCACAACAGUCCAGUCCUGACAGAGCGCUCCAGGAUUACAACCUCAGGUUGCUGAGCAAUGGAGAACGCUCUCAGACAAUCUGCCACAGUCUCAACAUCAUCAAAAACAUUGCCUUCUUGUACCAGGAGUACCGGGAUACCUCCAAGCAGCAGGAGAUUGAGCAGCGGCGGCAGCGGGACAACCUUUCCCCCGGGGUCGCAGCAGAGACUGUGGUGGCAGAGCCCGGCGUCGUGUCCCCCCCAGCGUUACAGCUGCAGCUGAGGAACAGUGCUCGCUCGCUGAGCCUGUGGCAGAACCUGGAAGUCGUGCAGGCCAGCGGGCUGCUCACCCAGUUACCACAGAAAGAAAUCAUAAUGCAAGAGGCCAUGUUCGAGCUUGUUACCUCAGAAGCAUCUUACUACAAGAGUUUGGAAAUUUUAGAGACUCACUUCCUUCGCAAUCCUGUUUUGAUCAACACUCUCAGCCAAUCCGACAUGCAUUUUCUAUUCUCCAACAUCGAGGAGGUCAUGAAAGCCAGUGAAAGGCCUCUUGAUAUUUCCAGGUUCCUGAUGGAUCUCGAGCACCGAAUAGAGAAGUCUAUUUUGAUUUCGGAUGUGUGUGACAUUGUUUACAACCAUGCUGUGGAGCAUUUCAGUGUCUUCAUCAAAUACGUUAUCAACCAGGUAUACCAGGAGAAGAACUACAGACGUAUUUUAGAGGGGAACCAGGCGUUUCGGGAGGCCAUGGCCUCACUGGAGAAUCAUCCUUGUGUCCGGGGGCUGUCCUUUACCUCAUUCCUCAUCCUUCCUUUCCAGAGGAUCACAAGGCUCAAGCUGCUCGUACAAAAUAUCCUGAAAAAAGCUGAAGAAAACUCGGAGAGGGAAGCAAAUGCUAUAAAAGCCCAUCAGCAGCUGGAGCAGAUUGUGAAAGAAUGUAACGAGGGUGUGAGAAAAAUGAGUCGCACCGAGGAGCUUAUCAGAAUAGAGAAAACACUAGAGUUUAAAUCCAAGUCUGUGCCCAUCAUUUCUCACUCACGCUGGCUGCUAAAGAAGGGUGAAUUGCAGCUAAUGGCUGGACCAAAAAGCACUAGGACCAUGCGGAGUCGUAAACUCUACCAACCAGUGUACUUGUUCCUGUUUAACAAUCUGCUGCUGGUCACCAAGCGCAGCUCGAGUGGAGACAAGUUCCAGGUUCUCGACUCAUGCUCACGGGCCAUGUUGAGGACUGAAGACCUCGAAGACCAGGGCCAGCUGCUGGCCAGCGUCUUUAAUCUUAAACUACUGGAGAACCAAGAGGAUCGUCCUGUCAAUUUCAUGCUCAAGAGCGCCAGCAUGAGUGACAAGCUGCGAUGGAUAUGUGCUCUCACUCCAAACCGGCGUACACGAUUUAUGUCUACCAGCACCCACCAGCCAGACACUCCACAGGUGCAGUGUAUUCAGUCAUAUUCAUCUCAGGAGCCGGAUGAACUCUCCAUUGAGAUGGCUGAUGUUUUGAACCUCCUGGAGAGAACAGAUGAUGGCUGGAUGAUGGGUGAACGGCUCCAUGAUGGUGAAAGGGGAUGGUUUCCUAGUCGAGUUGUGGAGGAGAUACAGAGCAAGGAGAUCCGAGCUCAGAACCUGAGAGAGGCCUUUAGAAUCCAGCUAGCCCAGGAAGGUGGAGGAGGCUCGCAAACCGGAGCCAGGGUUGGUGUGAGGGCAGCGAGACGCACCCCUAAGGUGUCCAGCUUCUCCGGUCCUUGAAUUGAUCAAAUGGGGGAAAGCAGUGACAUAAAGCAGUGAAUCUGUAACAGUGAUGAAUGUCACCAUUCAAGAUCAUAUGCACUAAGAGAAAAGUAAUCAGAAUACAUGUGACUUAAUUCCUUUACAAUGACAACAUGUCCUUUUGAUUUUCAUUUGCUGUGGAUGGCUUGUACAAAUCCACAGAUGAUCAAAGUGCUUGAGUCAGUAACCUUGAACAAGUUACCCUGCAUGUCUCCUAUGCAUUUUUAGUGACUGUAUUGUAGGUCCACAUGCUGUGGUGUGUAAUGCAUGGUGCAAAGCUCUGUAUUUGGUUAGGAGCUUUGUGUAGGAAUGGCAACAACCCUAGCAGUCUAAAGGUAAUGCUGCAUGGGCAAGUUUUAAAACCUUUAAUGUUUUCAUUUCAUUGUAUAAUUCCCACAACACAAGCAUUCAACAUACGGUGGCCCUGCUCAAUGCAAUGAAACUUAAAAAGAAAAACACAUAACAAAAGAAGAAAUUUUUGUUUUUGGUGAAUUUGGCAACAUAUUCAGCAUUUAGAAAGAAAUGAGCGUGGAGACAAUCAAAUACAGAAAACAACCCAAACAACACAAUCAAGUACAAACACUAAUCACGUCAUACAUAGCACAAAAUAAAUUUGUUUGAAACAACAACAAACAAACUCAUUUACUUUGUGUAAAUAAGCUGCUGGAGCCCUGUUGUUUUACACUUGUGUUCUAUUACUUUGUUUUGGGUAUAUGCAGCAAAAUCUUUGAAAAUUCACUAAAAUUGACAGAUGGGUUGCAAAUUCCACCCAGUAGCCAGGCACCAAAAAAAAAGACAAAGAGAUAAAUACAAUCAUUGACCACAAGAUAGCAUAGCCAGACUAAUACUUCAUUUCUGAUUUCCAAGAGGCGUUACCAACAGACACAGACCUAAAUGCCUCCAGAAGCAAACAGCUCUGUGCGUCUUCCCUGCCAGAAGUGUUCUGUUUGGUUUGUUUAAUGCUGCUCGGUUGCUCAAUUCAGGAUGUUUUCUGCGUUUGCUGGUGUUUUGGCUAUUUGCAUGAGUGCAGUGCAUUGAGCUUGCAGGGUGUUUGUUUAAUAAAACAAAUACAAUGAACAAUGUAAAAUCACCAAAGGUCUGCGUAUAUAAAACAUGAAACAUAUGAAACACUUACGGUCACAACAGCGUCAGGACAUCCACAGAAAUCAGAGGUGUCGGCUAGUAAUGAAUUGAGCCAAUGCAAGAUACACAGAGUUGUGGGUUUUUUUCUUAAUAUUUUGCUAUGCUGGCUGAACACACUCUAACCAAAACAAACUUUUAUUUACCAAAUUAUCAAUUAGACAGAACAGAUUGGCUUUGCAGUCUCUCCUCUGCCAAGGUGUAAUUUCAUUUUACAUCUCUGGUUUUACAACAAUGACAGGUAACAUCAUGAACAACCCACAUUAAAUAUCCAUAAAGUGAGAGACAACAGAUACGGCACAACAAAAUUUCCCAGCAAAAACUCCCACAUGUCCACAAAUGAUUUAAUUGAUUAACUUGUUCAUGAUACACAAACAUACAUACAUACAUACAUACUCUGUAAAUACAUCACAUAAAUGUGAUUGCAUGUCUUUGUUUUAUAGUGUAUAUGUACAUGGAGAAGUACAAAGUAAUAUGGUACCAAAUGUCCACGUCCUAUGAUGAAACAACUACCCUGUUGAUAUUGACCAAACACACAAAUACACAAUAACAAUUUAAUGCCAAAUCACUGCAAUAUGUCAUGAAUGCCUGUGUCUUAAAGAGUUUGUGUACAGUUCUGCAAUGUUUAAAGUAAUAAUUACUGAAUAAUUAUUAUAUUUUGUAAUAUGUAAAUUAUUGUUCAUAAAAAAGCACUGAUCAGA